Prosopis cineraria is the source of this 2733-nucleotide messenger RNA. RefSeq names its product U-box domain-containing protein 9-like. Gene Ontology annotation, cellular component: nucleus; cytoplasm. Gene Ontology annotation, molecular function: protein binding; ubiquitin-protein transferase activity. NCBI's taxonomy places the organism in Eukaryota, Viridiplantae, Streptophyta, Magnoliopsida, Fabales, Fabaceae. The transcript has 2 exons. Gene Ontology annotation, biological process: protein ubiquitination. The record is from RefSeq and is a predicted model, not a curated record. Bases 376 to 1743 code for a protein of 455 amino acids.
AAACCAUCACGCUAGAGACAAAUCCGAAAUCAAGCGGGUGUGAAGGAAGAAUUCUAGAGGGAUAAAUAAAGAAAGAAUUGCAUAGCACGCCAAUGGCAUAUGCAUAUCCGUGAGUGGCUGCGAUGGCUUUGUACGCAAACGCAACGAGCUGGUUCGAAAGAAGAGGAGUCCCAAAUCCAACUCGUUAUGCUGCUGCUUCUGGGCUAUUUUCUAGCAUCAGAGAAGUUGCAAUCCAGCAAGCAAACACAAAACCGAGCAGCAAGAUAAUGAAGCACGACCUGCCCUCCCUCUCUAUUUUCCCUGCUCUUCCCCUUUAGUUCCUCCAUCCUUCAUCAUCUCUUCCCUUUUCCUCAUCCCCUUUGCUUUCUUCUCACUAUGGCAAAGAUAGGCGUCUCUGAUUACGACUCGACCCUGUUUCCCCAUGCAAAGGCUUUGGAUUUGAAACAAAAGUUGCGGGGGCUCGUCAAUAUUAUCCUGGACGCCGAGGAUUUCCCGCUGGCCAGACUAGACGAAGCUAUCACGACUCUUUCUGCUCUCAAGGAUUUGAAAUGUAAAUCUACCGGCUCCUUCCCUCAGAAAUUCGAUGAUUUGUCUAUUCCCCCCGAAUUUCGAUGCCCCAUAUCUCAAGAGCUAAUGAGUGAUCCUGUUAUCCUGGCCACCGGACAGACUUAUGAUCGGCCAUUUAUCCAAAGAUGGUUAAAUGAAGGCCACAGGACAUGCCCUCAAACACAGCAAGUCCUUUCUCACUCCAUCCUUACUCCAAAUCAUCUGGUCCGUGACAUGAUUUCACAUUGGUGCGAAGAGAACGGAGUUGAAUUGCCUAAGCUUGUCCAGGACAUUGAUGAAGUAAUAACUGGUGCAGACAGAAGCCAUUUAAAUUCAUUGCUCAAGAAAUUGUCGAUGUCUAUUUCUGAUCAGAAAGCAGCUGCAAAAGAGCUCCGGCUAUUAACAAAGCGAAUGCCCUCAUUUCGAAUCCUUUUUAACGAGUCCAGCGAUGUGAUAUUACAGUUGCUCAGUCCAUUGUCCCCCGGUACGUCUUAUAUCCCUCCUGACCUUCACGAGGACUUGAUCACUACUGUUCUAAAUCUCUCCAUUCAUGAUGAUAAUAAGAAAAUGUUUGCUGAGAGUCCUAUGGUUAUCCCUCUGCUGAUUGAGUCCUUAAAAUUUGGAACCAUCCAAACGAGAAGUAAUGCUGCGGCAGCUAUUUUCACAUUAUCAGCACUUGAUUCAAACAAGAGCAUCAUUGGAAACUCUGGGGCCAUCAAACAUUUAAUUGAGCUUUUAGAGGAGGGACAUCCACUGGCCUUGAAGGAUGCUGCCUCUGCGAUAUUCAGCCUAUGUUUGGUGCAUGAAAAUAAAGGAAGGACUGUUCGCGAAGGAGCUGUCCCAGUUAUCCUGAACAAGAUCGUGAACCGUGUUCUAGUUGAUGAGUUGUUGGCUAUACUGGCGCUCCUGUCUAGCCAUCCAAAGGCUGUUGAAGAAAUGAGCGAUCUUGGUGUUGUCCCCUUGUUGCUCAGUAUUAUACGGGAGAGCACCUCCGAAAGCUGCAAGGAAAAUUGUGUUGCAAUCCUAUACACAAUCUGUCUUACUGAUAGAACAAAAUGGAAGGAAAUAAGAGAAGAAGAAAAGGCCAAGGGCACACUUUCCGAACUCGCACAAUGUGGGACUUCAAGGGCCAAAAGGAAGGCUAAUGGGAUUCUUCAGAGGCUAAAUAGAUCUCCCACCUUAACACACACGGCUUAGUUUGAAGUAAGACCUUCGAAAUUCCAGAUCACCUCUUUGUAAAUAAAUGUCCCAUGUUCUUCUGUACAGGUCUUCUGACGUGGCUGUAAGUGACGAGUUGAAGUUUUUAUGUAGAGAACAUUACCUGCAUUUAACAUGCUAUAUUUUUAAGCAACGAAGCAUUGGCAUUUAAAUGGAAAAAGAAAAAUCCCUUUGCUCCUCUUUGCCAUAGAAUGCAAACCAAAGGUCCUAUUCCUGGGAUGUCUCAUCUGUUCGCACCGGGCUGCCCGUGAUGGUUGUGUUGGCAUUCGAAUUAAUUUUAAAUUUGUUUGGGUGUGAGGUAGCAGACAGAGCAAUGAUAAUUGUUGGGAUAGCAAUUUGGUGGUGGUGCUAUUAUUUGCGACUUUGUGGCGUUGUUGAUGUGAUGGAAGAGAGGAUAGGAGAUGGACGGUUGGGCCUUUCUUUUGUUUUGUUUGGAAGCCAACCUUUAUUCAUAGUGUCGGCACACCAUUUCUGCUUUCGUUUGGUCCGGUUCUUCCAUUACGAGACCGACACAAGCGAGUGGAUGGCCCGUAGCUAGGAGGUCACAUACUCCGCACCGCUUAUUUGAUAUUGGAAUUAUGAUAAAUGAAAGCGUCUUUUUUGUGUGUUUCUCUGUGUUUGUACACGUAGGUGGUGGUUCUACACCCGCACGAGAAUAUUCAGAAUCUCGCCGAUGCAUCAACCCACCUCUUCUUCUAUCAGUUCAAGCAUCACUUCCAAGGCUGGUUUGUUUUGGUCAUAUGAAAAUAAGAGAGUGGCACGCGCUUACUGAAUGGCGGUAACAACUGUUUAUUAAUGUAUUAUUAAUAGAUGGAUGAAGGGGGAGGAAGCCCGAGUACUGUGGGGAGGAGGCAGUCCAGAUUGAAGCAAGCCCCAAGUUUCUUGAUAUGAUGUUUUCACUUGAGAUGUAGCAUUAUAGCUAACAAACCACACUCUGUUAUCCUUGAAUAAUCUGAUUUCUUUUUUAAA